AUGGUGGUGGCACCUCUCACGUCAUGACGCCCCAUGGUGGCACCUCCAAUGGUGACAUCUCCUAUGGUGACAUCUCCCAUGGUGGUGACAUCUCCAACGGUGACAUCUCCUAUGGUGACAUCUCCCAUGGUGGUGACAUUUCCAAUGGUGACAUUUCCAAUGGUGACAUCUCCAAUGGUGACACCUCCAAUGGUGACAUCUCCCACAUGGACAUCUCCCACUGUGGUGGCAUCUCCCAUGGUGGCAUCUCCAACAGUGACACCUCCCAUGGUGGUGACAUCUCCCAGAAUGGCGUCUCUCACGGUGACAUCGGCCACAGUGACAUUUCUUAUGGUGGCGUCACCUCCCACAGUGGUGGCAUCUCCCAUGGUGGCACCUCCAGCAGGGACAUCUCCAGCAGGGACAUCUCUGACAGAGGUGGCAUCUCCCGUGGUGUCACCUCCCAUGGUGGCAUCUCCAACAGGGACAACUCCGACAGGGACAUCUCCCACAGUGGUGGCAUCUCCCCUAAUGACAUCUGCCAUGAUGGUGGCUUCUCCAACAAGGACAUCUCCAACAGGGACAACUCCGACAGAGGUGGCAUCUCCCAUGGUGUCACCUCCCAUGGUGUCACCUCCCAUGGUGGCAUCUCCCAUGGUGGCACCUCCAGCAGGGACAUCUCCAACAGGGACAACUCCAGCAGGGACAUCUCUGACAGAGGUGGCACCUCCCCUAAUGAUGUCUGCCAUGAUGGUGGCUUCUCCAACAGGGACAUCUCCCAUGGUGGCACCUCCAGCAGGGACAUCUCUGACAGAGGUGGCACCUCCCCUAAUGAUGUCUGCCAUGAUGGUGGCUUCUCCAACAGGGACACCUCCCAUGGUGGCACCUCCCAUGGUGGCAUCUCCCGUGGUGGCAUCUCCCGUGGUGGCACCUCCAACAGUGACAUCUCCCAUGGUGGUGACGUCUCCUGUGGUGACACCUCCCAUGGUGACACCUCCCAUGGGAUUGGCACCUCCCACAGUGACAUCUCCAACAGUGGCACUUCCCAUGACGGUGCCACCUCCCAUGACAGUGACACCUCCCAUGGUGACAUCUCCCAUGAUGGUGCCACCUCCCAUGGUGGUGGCAUCUCCCAGGGCUUUGAGACCCCCCAUGACGGUGCCACCUCGCAUGAUGAUGUCACCUCCCAUGAUGAUGACACCCCCCAUGACCGUGCCACCUCCCACGGUGGUGACAUCUCCCAUGACAGUGCCACCUCCCAUGGUGACACCUCCCAUGACAAUGCCACCUCCCACGAUGGUGACAUCUCCCAUGACCGUGCCACCUCCCGCGGUGGUGGGCGUGCUGGGUCCCUGGAGCUGCGACCCGCUGCUGGCGCGGGCGCUGCCGGAGGUGGCCUCGCGCCUGGCGGUGGCGCGGCUCAACCGCGACCCGGCGCUGACCGCCGGCUACUGGUGGGACGCCGUGGUGAUGUCCGAGGCCUGCGCCACGCCCCAGGCCGUGGCCGGAGUGGUCAGCGCCGAGCGCUACGCCAGCGCCAUCGUGGGUCCCCUCAACCCCGCGGCCUGCGGCGCCGCCGGGCUGCUGGCCGCCGCCUGGAACAAGCCCUUGGUGUCCUGGGCGUGCGGCGCGGCCGGAGCGGCCGGAGCGGUCACUCUGGUCAGGCCGCUGCCCGCUCCGGCCGGCGUCCUGCACGCCGUGCUGCGGUAUUUCCGCUGGGCGCACGUGGCCGUGGUGGCCGCGCCGCAGGACCUGUGGGUGGACACCGGGCAGGAGGUGGCCAGGGAGCUGAGGGCCAGGGGGCUGCCGGUCAGCGUGGUCACCGUGGCCGGAGAGGAUGAGGAGGAGGCGGAGGAGGCGCUGAGGAGGGUCCAGAGGGCGGACGGGGUCAGAGUGCUCCUCCUCCUCCUCCUGGUGCCCUGCCCCGUCCCCUCCCUGGCCGCCACCUUCAAGGUGGGCGUGCUGGGUCCCUGGAGCUGCGACCCGCUGCUGGCGCGGGCGCUGCCGGAGGUGGCCUCGCGCCUGGCGGUGGCGCGGCUCAACCGCGACCCGGCGCUGACCGCCGGCUACUGGUGGGACGCCGUGGUGAUGUCCGAGGCCUGCGCCACGCCCCAGGCCGUGGCCGGAGUGGUCAGCGCCGAGCGCUACGCCAGCGCCAUCGUGGGUCCCCUCAACCCCGCGGCCUGCGGCGCCGCCGGGCUGCUGGCCGCCGCCUGGAACAAGCCCUUGGUGUCCUGGGCGUGCGGCGCGGCCGGAGCGGCCGGAGCGGUCACUCUGGUCAGGCCGCUGCCCGCUCCGGCCGGCGUCCUGCACGCCGUGCUGCGGUAUUUCCGCUGGGCGCACGUGGCCGUGGUGGCCGCGCCGCAGGACCUGUGGGUGGACACCGGGCAGGAGGUGGCCAGGGAGCUGAGGGCCAGGGGGCUGCCGGUCAGCGUGGUCACCGUGGCCGGAGAGGAUGAGGAGGAGGCGGAGGAGGCGCUGAGGAGGGUCCAGAGGGCGGACGGGGUCAGAGUGGUGCUGAUGUGCAUGCACUCCGUGCUGCUGGGCGGCCGCGAGCAGAAGGUUCUCCUGGAGAAGGCCGAGGACCUGGGCAUGACGGACGGCACCUUCGUCUUCGUCCCCUACGACGCGCUGACCUUCGCGCUGCCCUACCGCCGCGUGCCCUACCCCGUGCUGGCCAACAACACCAAGCUGCGCCUGGCCUACGACGCCGUGCUGACCAUCACCAUCGACUCGCCCGACGCCUCCUUCCACGAGGCCCUGGAGGAGGCCAAGGCGGCCUACGAGGUCCCCGCCAACCUCGACCCCGCGGAGGUCCACCCGCUCUUCUCCACCAUCUACAACUCCAUCUACUUCCUGGCCACGGCGGUGGAGGCCGCGCGCCGCAGCGGCCGCUGGGUGAUGGGCACCAGCGUGGCCGACCACGCCCGCGACUUCCAGCUCCAGGGCUUCUGCCAGACCUUCACCGUGGACCAGGACGGCGACGUCUCGGUGCCCUACGUGGUGCUGGACACGGACGGCAAGGGCCACCACCUGUGGGCGGUCUACGGGCUGGAGCCGGGCACGCGCGGCCUCAGCUACCGCAGCCACAGCCCCCACUGGCCCCACAGCGCCAGCCCGGCCACCGACGCCGGCUGCUGGUUCGACUCCGGCGCCAUCUGCAACGGCGGGAUGGACGCCGGCUUCGUCUUCUUCCUCUUCCUCCUCAUCGCCGCCCUCGUCACGGCCGGCGCCGCCCUGGCCUGCCACAUCAGGCGCCGCCUGCAGCAGGCUCAGCUCAUGAAGGGCCCCAACAAAAUCAUCCUGACCAUGGAGGACCUGACCUUCAUCAACACCCAGAGCAGCAAACAGAUGGACAGCAGCCACACCAGCCUGGCCGGGCAGAGCGGGGGUGACGCCCGCAGCGCCCACGGCACCCCCGGCCUCCCUCCCCUCCCCCUCCCCACCUGCGGGGGCGACAAGGAUAACGCGAGGGGCAGCAGCAACCUCCCCCUGCUGCUGCUGCUGCUUGACCAGCAGGGCCUUGUCGCCUCCGUGCAGCUGCGGGACCUGCGUCACGAGAACGUGAACCUGUUCCUGGGCUUCUUCCACGACUGCGGCAUCUUCGCCAUCGUGUCGGAGCACUGCUCGCGCGGCAGCCUCGAGGACCUGCUGCGCAACGAGGACAUGAAGCUCGACUGGAUGUUCAAGUCCUCCCUCCUCAUCGACCUCAUCAAGGGCGUGCGGUACCUGCACCACCGCGACGUGGUGCACGGGCGGCUCAAGUCGCGGAACUGCGUGGUGGACGGGCGCUUCGUGCUCAAGGUCACCGACCACGGCUACAACCAACUGCUGGAGGCGCAGCGCGUGCCGGCCCCGCCCCCGCAGCCACACGAGCGGCUGUGGACGGCUCCGGAGCUGCUGCGGGACGAGGCCCUGGAGCGCCGCGGGUCCUUCCGGGGCGACGUCUACGGCAUCGGCAUCAUCAUGCAGGAGGUGAUCUGCAGGAGCCCCCCCUACUGCAUGCUGGGGCUGCCCCCCGAAGAGAUCAUCGAGAAGGUGCAGCGGCCGCCGCCCCUGUGCCGCCCCGCGGUCUCGGCCGACCAGGCCCCGCUCGAGUGCAUCCACCUGAUGAAGGAGUGCUGGAGCGAGCAGCCCGAGAAGAGACCCACCAUCGACCAGGUGUUCGACCAGUUCAAGGGCAUCAACAAGGGCCGCAAGACCAACAUCAUCGACUCGAUGCUGCGCAUGCUGGAGCAGUACAGCAGCAACCUGGAGGACCUGAUCCGCGAGCGGACCGAGGAGCUCGAGAUCGAGAAGCAGAAGACCGACAAGCUCCUGACCCAGAUGCUGCCGCCGUCGGUGGCCGAGGCGCUGAAGAUGGGGACGCCGGUGGAGCCCGAGUACUUCGAGGAGGUGACGCUGUACUUCAGCGACAUCGUGGGCUUCACCACCAUCUCGGCCAUGAGCGAGCCCAUCGAGGUGGUGGACCUCCUCAACGACCUCUACACCCUCUUCGACGCCAUCAUCGGCUCCCACGACGUCUACAAGGUGGAGACCAUCGGCGACGCCUACAUGGUGGCCUCGGGGCUGCCCAAGCGCAACGGCAACCGGCACGCCGGCGAGAUCGCCAACAUGUCCCUGGACAUCCUCAGCUCCGUCGGCACCUUCAAGAUGCGCCACAUGCCCGAGGUGCCCGUGCGCAUCCGCAUCGGGCUGCACUCCGGGCCGUGCGUGGCGGGCGUGGUGGGGCUGACGAUGCCCCGGUACUGCCUCUUCGGGGACACCGUCAACACCGCGUCACGCAUGGAGUCCACCGGGCUGCGUGAGUGACACCGAUGGGGACAGGGGACACUGAUGGG
Messenger RNA from Pyrgilauda ruficollis (rufous-necked snowfinch), 4820 nucleotides. Its product is annotated as retinal guanylyl cyclase 1-like. Lineage: Eukaryota; Metazoa; Chordata; Aves; Passeriformes; Passeridae. The record is from RefSeq and is a predicted model, not a curated record. The transcript is spliced from 17 exons. Gene Ontology annotation, biological process: receptor guanylyl cyclase signaling pathway; intracellular signal transduction; protein phosphorylation. Gene Ontology annotation, molecular function: ATP binding; protein kinase activity; guanylate cyclase activity.